This is a messenger RNA of Alternaria rosae, 1884 nucleotides long. RefSeq lists its product as uncharacterized. The transcript has 4 exons. The coding region runs from base 1 to 1884 and encodes 627 amino acids. NCBI's taxonomy places the organism in Eukaryota, Fungi, Ascomycota, Dothideomycetes, Pleosporales, Pleosporaceae. Gene Ontology annotation, molecular function: metal ion binding. The record is from RefSeq and is a predicted model, not a curated record.
AUGACUGUCUGCGGCUUCUAUCAGCGCAACGCUUGCAAAUUCGGAGCAGAUUCCUGCAAAUUCGAGCACCCUGGAAGUUCGCGAGAUGCAGCUCGAGGCGGAGGCGGCUUUGGCGGUGGCUCCAACAACAACCGCUUUGGUGCUUUCAAUGGCGACCGCUAUCGCCCAGCUGAUAACAGUGGACCCAACUCAUUUGCGAGCAACCGUGACCCAAAGUCAUCAACCUUCAGUUUAGACAAGGACGCCAUUCAGGUCGAUCUUACCAAGGAGCGCCCAAUCUACCCACUUUCAUGUUAUGGCCCAGGGAAAGAUGCUCCGCGCCAGCUCAUCGAGGGGCCCGUCGAGAUCAGUCCCGAGGAGCUUCGAUCUCGGUACUACACAUUACGAGUGGCCGGUAAUGAGCCUACAGCGCAACAAGAAGAGGGAGCGCUGAGCGAAAAGAUGCAACAGCAAGUAAAAGCAAUCUUGGAUGAUAUUACGGGUGCGAUCAACUAUGUCGCAGAAGGUGCCAACGUUCAUCCCAACCGCAUCGACAUCGCCAAGGGCACUGCAGCAAACGGAUCAGCGAGCAACCCGACUGGGUCGUCUAACACUGCUGCGAAUCCCUUCAUGAAAGCACCAGCGAACCCGUUCCAAACUGCGGCAGCAACACCCCAGCCUUCUGCGUUUGGGCAGGCUUCUACACCGGGAUUUGGCAAACCAGCGUUCGGUCAACCGUCCAACCCAGCACAGACGACCUCAGCGUUUGGUCAACCUUCAAAUCCAGCUCAGACAACAUCGCCCUUCGGUGCAGCCUCUGCUUUAGGUCAGAAGGCAUCACCCUUUGGUCAACCUUCAGCGUUAGGUGGUGGUGGGAGUGCAAACCCAGGUCAGUCAGCAUCGCCCUUCGGUGCGGCCUCUGCUUUAGGUCAAAAGGCAUCACCCUUUGGUCAACCUUCAACGUUGGGUGGUGGCAGUGGAAGUGCAUUUGGGAAGCCUGCUUUCGGUGCCUCUGGAUUCGGUCAAUCGUCAAUGCCAGGCGCAGGUAGCGCAUUCGGUCAGGCUAGCAGCAUGGGUCAAGGAUCUGCUUUCGGCCAGCCAUCAGCACCGGGUGCGGCGUCGGGAUUCGGCCAGGCAAACGCUCUUGGACAAAAGCCAAGCCCAUUCAGUAAACCAGGUUUUGGACAGAGUGGAUUCGGACAGACGGCUCAGCCAGGUGCCAAUGCCUCUCCUUUCGGCCGGCAAGCUUCUUCUGGUGCGUCGCCAUUUGCACAGCAACCAAGCCAGUCUUCACCAUUCGGUCAAGCAGCCCAGCAACCAGCUCAACCUUCACCAUUCGGUCAGCAAGCUCAACAGGCGCAGAAGCCGAACCCGUUCGGUCAGCCUCAGCAGGCGUCUACACAAGCACCUGCACAGGCGAACCCCUUCGGUGGUGCUGCAUCGUCCACCGCCCCAGCUUUUGGUCAACCAAGCAAACCGUCACCUUUCGGUACUCAACAACCUCAGAACAACGCAACGCAGCCGGCAGCUGCCAACCCCUUCCUCAAGCCGCAGUCAUCUGCCGCACCAGCAACUUCCACGCCUUCGCCAUCUCCCUUCACCACCCAGACCCAGAGCCAGCCUAGCAACCCUUCCGCCCCUGUUCAGGCUGCCUCUCAGCCGGCUUCAAUAGCGCAACCCAGCUCCGCCCCGCGCCCCCAUGUAGAUGGUGUCACACCAGAUGGCAAACCUAUUGACCCUAAGGACCGUUACAAGGAGGGCAAGCCAGAGGAAUAUGAGGGCGAGCGGGGUAGGAUGCUAGAAGAGAUCUACAAGCGCGUUGCUCAGCUCGGGCGCUUCAACGAUGAUGAAGAUAUCCCCGUCACACCACCGAGGUGCGAGUGGAUCGCGCCGCUUACGCUGUGA